Echinococcus granulosus is the source of this 2265-nucleotide messenger RNA. RefSeq lists its product as hypothetical. The transcript has 2 exons. Bases 1 to 2265 code for a protein of 754 amino acids. Lineage: Eukaryota; Metazoa; Platyhelminthes; Cestoda; Cyclophyllidea; Taeniidae. The record is from RefSeq and is a predicted model, not a curated record.
AUGAAGAAGGCCUGCGUUUGUACGGGUGCUAGUAAUACAAUGCGAUUGAGGUGGUCAGGACGAACGGGUACCGCCAAAAGCAAAAAUGGUGUUGAGAACAGGAGCCUUGAUUUGCGCCACCAGGCCUCUGGUGAGUCGGGUAAACGGGUUUCUACCUGUGGGUCUGAAGUGGGUCACAAAAAGCAGCUGCCUCGACUGUGGAAACAGACAACUCCAAUGAGUCAGGCCAUCAUCCAAAACCACUUAGAGCACCAGCACCAAAACUUUGGGCAAUCGCUCUCCAAGAAGGAGCUGACUGUUCCUUCCUUCGGAUUUGACUCUGGUGAGAUGAGCAUGUUGCAGAGCUUGGAGGAGAAUCCAGAGGAGGACUUUAUGUCGCUCCUACCACCUGUUUCGGCUCAGAGGCGAUUCAGUGAUAAUCCACUGAUGGCUAAACAACAUGGUGGCUGCGCCUUCCAACCCAUGAUAUCACCUGCUAUCAUCAAUUAUUCUACCCACAAUCUUGAACCCAAUGUAAAGCUACGCAGUGCCCCGGCUCGCUCUUUCUGUUGCAUUUAUCACAAGAGACAGGACUAUGAUAAAUCCUAUCGCUCGCCGAAUUGCACCUGCUCUUGCAGUCAACUUCGAAAGAAUCCAACUUCGAGUUCUUACACUGAGAUGGUUAUGAUGUAUCCUGGAGAGGUAACUCUGCCCAACUGUUGCCAUUCGCCGCACAACUCGGAAAACUUGCCCAACGAGGAGUGUUGCAGUUGUUCCCAUCACAAAAUGAAUAAAUUUUUAGUGGAGGAUGUGAGGAGCGAAGUGGCGGUCGGUCGGUGUUACUCUCCCCUCCCACCACAACCGCCCAUUACCCCCAGAAGUCGCGGCAGUCCACCUUUAUUGGCAUCACCCUAUCGAAACCCAAAUUCACAUCAGUAUACGCAGGAGCGUCUGUCACGUCAGAUUUGCCGCGAUCGAUUGACUGCGGACAGGGACCCUGAAAUGCCUUUCUUGGAUAUGCUGACGAAAAGUGAGACUUUUGAAAAAGAGCUUCAAAGACGUCUUGAUAAGGAGAUUCAAAGGGGGGCUAGUGAAGGGGGUACUAGCGAGCCGCAAUCACAGGCGUCACGUCUCAUCCCACCAGACCUCGUUUUUAGCCCCGCGUCUAGACGCGUUUCCGCGGUGGACAUAGGUGAGGAGGUGGUGGGAUCGUCUGUUAUCAAUAUGUUGGCAGUCAGUUCACCAUCAAGACAACUAUCGCGCCAGAAUUCCAUCUACUCAAUGGAGGAGGGUUUUCACCACCAACAGCAACACAGCACCACCUCGCCUCAAGGCAGUCUUGGCUCAGAAAGGGGCACUUUUCUAACUCCAGAAUAUCAAACCGCUGCUUCCGUGAUUGUGGCAACCAAGAUUGAGCCCACACAGUGGGUCAAACCUGCUCGAUCAUUCGAUCACUUUUCAAGCAGAAACUUUGUUGUUCACAGAGCUGCCUCACACUCUCCAAGCCAUCUUGCUGCCCACACUCAGGAGCACACAAAUAAACCCACAGUGCAUCGGUCAGAUACAGACUGUUUUAUUCGAACAACUCAACAAAACAUGGACAGUCGACCGGCUCAGGUGGAGAUUGAUAACAGCAGAACACCAGAGUUUCUAUCCCUAGACUCCUCAAACAGUGAUCCACAGCACCUUGCAGCAGAAUUUUUGAAAGAACAGAGACAUUCCUACAACCUGGAGGGACCUCAGCCUUACGGUGGCAGACAGCAUUUUCGGUCAGACUCUGGCGGGGAGAGCAAACGUGCUCCCAUCCUGCUAAAGUUGAAACCCACCUCCCUUACAACCAGCGCUGACUGUCUAAAACAGCAACCUACGAUGGGGGGACCCACGGCUCUUAGUGCGGGUCACCACCGGGCCCCAUUUUACGUCAACUCGCACACCUACCGUGAGGCGACUAAGAGACUGGCUCAAAAGAAGAUGCAACAGAGAUCAGGUAAAGAACUGCAUCCCCGAAAAAGCCUUGAAGUGGAGUCCGCAUGGUCUUCUUCACAGUCAACUUCGCUGCAGAGCUCCAAGUCACCGAGUCGUAAUCUACACUCUCGGUCCAAGUCCACAGAGGCUGAUAUUCGAGGCGGUUUCUCACCCUCAACGAGGUGUAUGCGUCGAGAUUACACAAUAGACGAAAAGACAGAUGAGAUAUUUCAAGCUUUUUUACAGCACGAUCCUCUCAUGGAUGAAAUGACUGUACAACAUCCACCGCGGGGAAGGAAGAAAAGUUUGCAGCAAUCCUGA